This is a messenger RNA of Choloepus didactylus (southern two-toed sloth), 849 nucleotides long. RefSeq names its product homeobox C12 (gene HOXC12). The record is from RefSeq and is a predicted model, not a curated record. Bases 1 to 849 code for a protein of 282 amino acids. Gene Ontology annotation, molecular function: sequence-specific double-stranded DNA binding; DNA-binding transcription factor activity, RNA polymerase II-specific. Gene Ontology annotation, biological process: regulation of DNA-templated transcription. NCBI's taxonomy places the organism in Eukaryota, Metazoa, Chordata, Mammalia, Pilosa, Megalonychidae. The transcript has 2 exons.
AUGGGCGAGCAUAAUCUCCUGAAUCCUGGGUUUGUGGGGCCGCUGGUGAACAUCCACACUGGAGACACCUUCUAUUUCCCCAACUUCCGCACGUCCGGGGCGCAGCUGCCCGGGCUGCCUUCGCUGUCCUACCCGCGCCGCGACAACGUGUGCUCGCUGCCCUGGCCGUCGGCGGAGCCUUGCAAUGGCUACCCGCAGCCCUAUCUCGGCAGCCCAGUGUCGCUCAACCCGCCCUUUGGCCGCACGUGCGAGCUGGCGCGCGUGGAGGACAGCAAGAGUUACUAUCGCGAGCCGUGCGCUGAGGGCUCGGGAGGGGGCCUGAAACGUGAGGAGCGCGGGCGCGAUCCGGUCCCGGGGGCCGGGCCUGGGACAGCACUGCUGCCGCUCGAGCCGUCGGGGCCGCCUACGCUUGGCUUCAAGUACGACUACGCGGCGGGCGGCGGCGGUGGCGACGGCGGCGCGGGACCCCCGCACAAUCCGCCGUCGUGUCAGUCGCUGGAAUCCGACUCUAGUUCGUCCCUGCUCAACGAGGGUAACAAGGGCGCCGGUGGCGGCGACUCCGGGAGCUUGGUGUCGCCACUGAACCCCGGCGGCGGGCUCUCGGCCAGCGGCGCGCCCUGGUACCCUAUCCACAGUCGAUCACGGAAGAAGCGCAAGCCCUAUUCGAAGUUGCAGCUGGCAGAGCUGGAGGGCGAGUUUCUGGUGAACGAGUUCAUCACACGCCAGCGCCGGAGAGAACUCUCGGACCGCUUGAAUCUUAGUGACCAGCAGGUCAAGAUCUGGUUUCAGAACCGUAGAAUGAAAAAGAAAAGACUUCUGUUGAGGGAGCAAGCCCUGUCUUUCUUUUAG